Molecule: messenger RNA, 234 nt
Organism: Necator americanus (New World hookworm)
Lineage: Eukaryota; Metazoa; Nematoda; Chromadorea; Rhabditida; Ancylostomatidae
Exons: 2
Coding region: 1-234 (77 amino acids)
Source: RefSeq, a predicted model, not a curated record
AUGAAUGCUACUUUCAUCGUGGACGAGAAUGGGGUUUCGGAGCAUAAGGCUCAGGAACCUUUUUGGUUACAGAUCAUGCUCAUUAGAAGACUCUCGGUGAUAAUUGCUGCAAUAAUUACGUGUUUCAUGACCAAGUAUUGCUCGGUCGGAACAAAAAUUGUCUCGGGCGGGUCUAGACAGACUCAGGUAGCGAGAAAAGCGAUGAAAACGACGGAAAUGCUACUUGUUAAAUAA